ACUUCUAAGCUGUUAACAAUCUACCAUCGUCCUGCAGCAGUCAAUUGCUUAGCUGCAUAAACCCAAUUUGUUACUUCAGUGGCUCGUAUCGGUGAAUACAAGAGAUGGCAUUUGAGGCUUAUAUGAAGUGGUAUAACUUAGUAUUUGACGUUCUAUGAGCUAGAAUUAUAAAUAAUUGCAUUAUAUAUCUGUCUUCGAAGACGGUAGCUCAGCCAGGACUCAAAAAGAUCGAAUGAUUUGUAUACAAAAAUGUAUGACCAAUAUGAGCAGUGCAAGCAAGAAAAUAACGUAAAAGGAAGCUUUUUUUGUCAGAUAUCGAGAAGUGGCCUUCUAUGACUUUUUACUCUUUAAUGGUAUUGAAUUAAUGCGUUCAUUAUUAUAAUUACAUAAUUCAAAAUAACGUUUAAAUAGUCUCGAAUUUUAAAUAGCACGUCUAUUAAAAUAUCGCAAAAAGAAAAAAAUUAGCAAUUCGUUCUUUAGCUAAACAAACAUUCUCUUCCAAUAUUCUAUAAAUUUUUUCUAGGGUGAAAUAUAAACUGUUACGUAUUUUCGAACUGAGAAUUUUAUACGCGGACUGAAAAAUAGGUUACAAACUGAUAUUCCCCCUUUUUUUGGACCUGAAGAAAAAUGUAUCUUCAAAAAAAUCGACCUUGUUUUUUAAGAUGAAAUUCUUUAUAUAAUGUCGUUAUUUAUUUUUUUUUCUCUACUGGAAUCGCGAUUAGCAUAGCCUAAGUGUAUGCCUAUGAAUUGGCUGAAAAUUACGUCCAGCAUUAAGAUUGAUGGCAUAAGUACUGAUAUUCGGCUACCUUCCUUACGACCGCUACCUUCUUGUUCAAACUAAACCCUGAAAUGUUUUUUUAUGGCCUGUUAUUGAUGAUGUUUUUUUUUGCCGUUUAAAGUAGCUCUAAAAAGCACUAUAACUUGCUGUUAGAAUUAGGCUCUUUUUUUAGAAAACUGGAAGCAGCUUUUUUCAAAUCCGGCAAGUUUAAAAACGAUGUAUUCCACAACAUCACGUAGUCUAAUCCUUCGGCUUCGCUAUGGUCUUCGCUAUAUUUAAGUAUUUUUUUAGUUCCUUGGACGGUUGAUGGUGGAUACUGUGUAAUGAGUUCAGCCAUUUUUCUAGAAGCCAUCAAAAGCUCAUCUUUAUCCUCAAAAACGUGAUUAACUAGACCAAUUUUUUCAGCUCUUUCAGCAGGUAUGUAAGAACUUGUAAAGCAAAGUUCUCGGGCAUGACCUCUGCCGACGAUGCGAGUAAGUCUUUGCAAAGUCCCUACGUCGGCUACAAUUGCCAUUUUUGUUUCCAGCACUGAAAACCUUGCAUUCCUAGAUGCCAUUCUAAUAUCUGCGGCCGUUAUCAAAUCCACGCCACUCCCCAAGCAAUGACCAUGAAUCGCACAUAUGACAGGCUUGUUUGUGCUUUGUAAAGCAGAAAAGCUUGCCUGCCAAUCUUUUAUCAUUUUGCUUAAUUUUAUCCUGCCCUCCAUGCUAUCGUUACCACUUGCUUACCGGAAGCAAGUUAAGUGGGAUACACCCUUUUUUCCUUAGCAGAUUUUGUAUGCUGAAAGAGAAAUCAUUCAAACAAGUAAGAGGAUAGCGCACCUAUAAUCCUAGAGCUGGCUUUAAGGUCAAGGCCAACGCUAAAAUCAGUUCCCUCAGCCCAUAUCAAAAUAGCGCGAAUGUCGGGACUCUGAUCAGCUUGGUCUAUGCAUUUUUGGAAAUACACAAAAAAUUGCUCGUCCAUUUUAUUGAGGGCAACUGCUCUGUCCAGGACAACUUCAGCGACAUGACCCCUUUUAUCUAGCCUAACGUAGCGUUGUAUAAUAUUUUGAAAAUCAUGUAUCUCUGACAUAGUAAUUCAUUAAGAAAAAUGAAGGCGCAGGAAGAAAAGCUAAACUAAAUAUUAAAUGGGAAUGCAUGUUUUCUGAAUAUAAUGUAAAAUGCCUUAAUAGUAAGAAAAAAAACUGAUUGGCAAAAUUUUAACGCUAGCUUGUCAAUAAGUUAGGACGGUAUUACGAUGUCUUCCACCGAGAUUCAAUCCCCAACCGAAGACAAAGUAUUAAGGUUCACUUUUACUCUAAAUCCAGAUAGUACAGUUGAUGUAGACUGGAAGUGUAAGAUAAAAUCCAUAGACCCAGAUAAAAGGCCUCAAACGAAGCAGGCUUAUCAAGGAGGAACCGGUUUUUAUAAUGUCUUGCAAAAAUUGGAAGCCCUCCACUCCGGACCCAGUUUAAAUGUUGAGUAUGGCUACGAAGACGAUGAUUUCGUGGUUCCAGAAUCGAACAAUUCAGACAUAGAGAAUGAUGCUCAGAGUGAAAAUGAAUGUAAUGAUUUUUAUGUGAACGCUGGUAAUAACAUAGAAAAUAAAAAAAAAAAGCAUAACUAUACCUCAGACGAAGAAAUCGACAAUUCGGAUUCCGAUGAAGAGCCAGCAGCAAAACGCGCUAAGCAUGGCGAAUUAGAAGAAUGUCAUGUCUUGGCUCCUGAAGUCGAAGAAUGCAUCCAAGAGCUAGAAAAAGCCUGGAACUCUGAUUAUUCUGAUACGACUAAAGGUAGACCAGGUCGUUUCCCACCAGAACUGGAACCGUUACUUUUGCGCGUCGCUCAGACCGCCAUUAAUAAUAACAAAAAUAAAUUCAUAACAAAAAAAGUUGUUGAACGAGUUUACGAGAUUACUGGGUUUGCUACAACUACGCUCAAACCCCGAAUGAAGGAGCUCAUUAAGCGCUCUGAGAAUAACGAACUUGUUACCCCAUCUACAGAGCAUAUCGCCAAUGUGGUUGAUAUAACACGAAAUGUGGUACAAAAAGUGAAGGAUGAAAUAAAAGCUGUCUUAGAAGGGAAUUCAGACCCAGAGGUCGAGCUGAAUAACAUGAAAAAUACCAGAAUUGCUAAGUUGAAGAAGGACCUGUGCCAAGUUGAUCCAGAAUUGGUCUGGAACCAAGACAUUCGAAUGACUAUAAUUGAGCUUUCUUUUAUCGAAGAUACAAUCAUCGAACAUAGACAGGGCACCUCAAAUAAUAGCUCAUUCCGCGCUUUAAAAAGCGCUCUUUAUACCGAUCUUUCUUCGUUAUGGCCGGAAGGUAAAAUGAAUAAUAACAAGCUAACAGGCAUGGUUGCUACAGCCAAAAACAAGUUGAAAAGAUUUGAGGAUUAUUCAAUGUUCGGUGGUUCUUCAAUUUCGCAAACAACGCCCCCAAAAACGUCCUCAUUGUAAAAAUCAAGGCCAUCAAGAGUGAAAUCGACGUUACUAUUGAUCAAAAAACAUUCUAGAAUGUUUUGAUCCUGAAAAGCGAAUUUUUCGGUUUUGCAUUUUUUUUAGAAAGGAGAAAGAAAAUGUUGAAAUUGACCUCUAUAUAAUGGCAGACUGAUGCGUGUUAUUUAUGCUUGCUGAAAAGCUAUGCAGACAUUCCUUAGUAUACUAAAUGCCGGUCAAAGAUUACAAAAAAUUUUUGAUGCGGCUUGACAGAGGAUUUUGUGGAGGAGGGCCUACUAUAAAAAUAGCUCUAUAUAAUACAUCUAUACAAAA
Molecule: messenger RNA, 3526 nt
Organism: Schistocerca gregaria
Lineage: Eukaryota; Metazoa; Arthropoda; Insecta; Orthoptera; Acrididae
Exons: 4
Coding region: 2015-3214 (399 amino acids)
Source: RefSeq, a predicted model, not a curated record